Molecule: messenger RNA, 2431 nt
Organism: Archocentrus centrarchus (flier cichlid)
Lineage: Eukaryota; Metazoa; Chordata; Actinopteri; Cichliformes; Cichlidae
Gene: atad3
Product: ATPase family AAA domain containing 3
Exons: 16
Coding region: 107-2146 (679 amino acids)
Biological process (GO): mitochondrion organization
Cellular component (GO): mitochondrion
Molecular function (GO): zinc ion binding; ATP hydrolysis activity; ATP binding
Source: RefSeq, a predicted model, not a curated record
UUCGGCGUGACACGCGUGUGGAGGAAGCGUAGUGACAGGUCUCUGCGGCUGCUACCUUCUGCUCACACAGAACCGGCUCGAUUGUGCUUUAUUUGUUCCCUGUGAAAUGUCGUGGCUGUUCGGCCUGAACAAGGGGCAGCCCGAGGUCCCUCCCGGCUUACCGCCUCAGCCUCCACCGCCGCCGCCACCGGCCGGGGGCUCCGGCGGCGGUGGAGGAGAUAAACCCAAGGACAAAUGGAGUAACUUUGAUCCCACCGGGCUGGAGCGGGCUGCUCAGGCGGCCAAGGAGCUCGACAAGUCCCGACAUGCCAAAGAAGCUCUGGAGUUGGCUCGAAUGCAGGAGCAUACCUCUCAGCUGGAGCACCAGAGUAAAAUGAAGGAGUAUGAAGCAGCAGUCGAACAGCUCAAAGGCGACCAGAUACGCAUCCAGGCUGAAGAGAGGAGGAAAACUCUCAAUGAGGAGACCAAGCAGCAUCAAGCUAGAGCUCAGUACCAGGAUAAGCUGGCUAGACAGCGAUAUGAGGACCAACUAAGGCAACAGCAAGCCAUGAAUGAAGACAACCUUCGCAAACAGGAGGAGUCUGUUCAGAAGCAGGAGGCCAUGCGGAAAGCAACCAUAGAACACGAGAUGGAGCUGAGACACAAGAAUGAACUUCUUCGUAUUGAGGCAGAGUCUAAAGCUCGAGCCAAAGUGGAGAGGGAAAAUGCCGAUAUAAUCCGAGAGCAGAUCCGUCUGAAAGCUGCAGAACACAGACAGACUGUCCUGGAGUCCAUAAAGACUGCAGGUGCUGUGUUUGGAGAAGGAUUCAGGGCCUUUGUGUCAGACUGGGACAAAGUAACAGCUACGGUGGCAGGAUUGACCCUCUUGGCUGUGGGAGUGUAUUCAGCUCGAAAUGCAACAGCAGUGGCUGGACGUUACAUCGAGGCCAGGCUCGGAAAGCCGUCGCUAGUCCGGGAAACUUCUCGAUUUACUGUGGGAGAAGCAAUCAAGCAUCCAGUCAAGAUGGCCAAACGGCUGAAGAGUAAACCUCAGGAUGCCCUCGAGGGAGUAGUCCUCAGUCCUUCCCUGGAGGAACGUGUGCGUGACAUUGCCAUUGCAACAAGGAACACAAGGCAGAACAAUGGCCUGUACAGGAACAUCCUCAUGUACGGCCCUCCAGGGACGGGCAAAACGUUGUUUGCUAAGAAGCUGGCAGUGCAUUCUGGGAUGGACUAUGCCAUCAUGACCGGUGGUGAUGUAGCACCCAUGGGCCGCGAUGGCGUCACCGCCAUGCACAAAGUGUUCGACUGGGCAAACACGAGUCGACGCGGACUGCUGCUUUUUGUUGAUGAAGCUGAUGCAUUCCUGCGCAAGAGAGCCACUGAGAAAAUAAGUGAAGACCUCAGAGCGACUCUAAAUGCCUUUUUGUAUCGCACUGGAGAACAAAGCAACAAGUUUAUGUUGGUGCUGGCCAGUAACCAACCGGAGCAGUUUGACUGGGCCAUAAAUGACCGUAUAGAUGAAAUUGUGAAUUUUGCUCUGCCACGUCUCGAGGAGAGGGAGAGGCUGGUCCGGUUAUACUUUGACAAAUAUGUGCUGGAGCCGGCCACUGGAGGGAGGCAGAGGAUGAAGCUGGCACAGUUUGACUACGGUAAAAAGUGCUCUGAGAUAGCGACACGGACAGAGGGCAUGUCUGGAAGAGAGAUCUCCAAGCUGGGCGUGGCCUGGCAGGCGGCAGCAUAUUCUUCUGAAGAUGGUGUCCUGACGGAGGCUAUGAUCGACGCUCGGGUUGACGAUGCUGUCAAGCAGCACCUUCAGAAGAUGGACUGGCUGCGUGGGGAGGAGGAGGCCAAGAGUCUUACACCUCCACCAGCUGGGGCGAAAAGCAGUGGAGGAAAAAUGGGUUUUAAUCUGCCCCUCAGCGAGGCACCUCAGGCUCAGGAGGUGAUCGCUCCUGUCCUUGAGGUUAAUGUAAAACGAGAAGGCAUCAGCCUCACGGCAGGGGGCAAAGGUGCUGGACAUAAUUGCAAUGAUGCUGCCAAAGCAGAAGCUAAGACAACAGCAGAGAGUUUAGGCCAACCUGGUGCCUCCAAUGACAGUGAGAACAAGAUGAGAGAAGACAACCAGACUGGAUCCUCUCCUCCUAAAGAUGGAACUCCAGUUUGAGUUAGAUUUUUCAAGUGGUGCUGUCUGGAUAGGAGAUUUUAGUGUUCUGCCUCUUUAGCUAGAAAGUUUUACUCUAAAAGCCUGUUGGACUGUCUUUAUGACAGAAGAUGACUUCCUAACGUUAACCAAUUAACUUCAAAAAAAGCAAAUGAUGCCUGAGACUUUUUCAGUGUGAUAUGUAAUGUACACAAUGUAAAAGUUUACUUUACAUGGAAACCAGUCGCUGUCUGUAAUUACACUAUAUAAAUGUUGUAUUAAUUAGUGUGUCUGUUGAAAUAAUGAAAU